Messenger RNA from Erythranthe guttata (spotted monkey flower), 1115 nucleotides. NCBI's taxonomy places the organism in Eukaryota, Viridiplantae, Streptophyta, Magnoliopsida, Lamiales, Phrymaceae. The record is from RefSeq and is a predicted model, not a curated record.
UGGGAAUAAUGUAAUUGUGCUUUAGCUGGGGGAAGACCUUUAACAAUUUUGUCCAAUUCCCCACUCAAUUCUAUAUAUGAGUUGUUGAUAUAAAGUUUGAUUUCAGCAUUAGAUAUGGAGAAUGGUAUCGUUUUAACUAUCAUAGAUAUGGAGAAUAAAGUGCAAACUGCGGUCGGCAUUGCUGGAAUAAUUUCGGGGGUAUUUCUUUACUUGACACCGAUGAAAAUUGUCAUAAGGAUUGCGGAGGAAAGAUCAUCGGAAAAGUUAUCAGUAACCCCGUAUUUUCUUGCAUAUCUGAACUGCGUGUUUUAUAUGGGGUAUACAGCAUGGUCAUCAAAUUGGCUUGCAGUCAUUGCGAAUGCAUUAGAUGCUCUCAUUGUUUUUCAUUAUGUGAUGAUUUUUAUGUUUCUUUCACCAAUUAACUUGAUUGCAUAUAAGCGUGUGGGAGCACUCCUUGUUGUAUUUGUGGUUUUAGUCACAUUUAUUUUUGUUCCCUUGUCAAUGCAUGAGCAUCUGGGGCUGCUUUUCAAUGGAUUGGUAGCCACUGCAUUCUCCAUUGCUCUUUAUAUCACAUCACUAUUUUUGGUGAUCCAAAGAAAAGAGGUGGAAUUCAUGUCAUUCUACACGUCGAUCUUGAUGUUGUUGAACGGGGCAUUCUGGUUUGUCUUUGGCUUACUUAGACAAGACUUUUUUAUUGUUCUAUUAAAUGGUGUUGGCUGUGGAGUGGGAGCAGCACAAAUAUACCUGAUGUAUCCAAAUAACAAAGGCAAAACUGUGAAGCAAAAGAAAACUAUAGAAGGGGAAACCAGGAAUCAAAAGAAUAAAAACAAAGGAGGAGAAAAUAAAACCAAGAUUGCAUGAUUUAUUUAAAGCUUAAUUUUGAAGGGAACUUGCAAAAGCUAUUUGGCUUCAAAAAUAGUGCCCAUAGUUAUUUGUUUAUUUAUGUAUGUUUUAUGGGUCUCAAAAACUGGUGUACCAUAACCGCUUCACUCUAGUACUUGUAAUUUUUUUUUUUUGGUUAUUAUGCUUAUGGUAGUAUUUAGGGUAAAAAAACAUUUUGCCCCCUCAACUAUGUCGUUUUUUCAUUGCUAUGCAAACAAAAUACUUUUCCACGA